GAUGCCCAGAAAAGGUAAAGGAAAGAAGGGCAAAGGCGCAGGAGACGACCCGAGUCUCCGUCCCCAGAUCUUGAGAGACAAGCUGAAAAAGGAGGACGCCAACACGGUGGUGAACUCCGUGAAGCUGAACGACAUCUAUCGUGUCAAUCUGCGCCGCAAUAGGUGUGUCCAGCUCAAGGAGGAAAUAGGGGCUCUUCGGCAGACGUUCGAGCGGCGAGAUCAGGACCUAAACCGCGCUGUGGAGAGGUUUUCAUGUGGCGUGCAGGAUGCAGAGCGUCUCUCGUACCAAGUGUGGCGUGUUCAUCGGGAGAAGGUGGAGCGUCUGCGCGCCUUGCAGGAAAAAAGGGUCAAGUUCUUGCUGCAACAGUGGGACAUGGGCCAGGAGGUCUUUGACGGCAAGCUGGAGUGCAUAAGCAAAACGAUGGCUGUGUACUUCCUGCAGUCUCGAGUGGGUUUUGAGAACACAUUAGUCCACUUGGAGCGACACCAUCAGCAGGCCUUAGCGACCAUCCACAGACUGUACAGCGAGCCCAUGGAGGGUCACGCGGUGUACGAGAAAACCAAGGACUUUGAGGUGGAGGAGUGUUUCUUGGAUCAGAACGUGAAGGUCCUCAAAAAUCAAAAGGCAGAAAAGCGCUACCUCAUAGAGAAGGAGAACGUGGAGUACAUGGAGGAGAAAAAACAAAUCUCAGUCAACACGUCCAAGAAGAGCGUGGCGCUGUACAACACCAUCAUCGAGACGCAGUCCCGGCUGGAGGCCACCGAGAAGAGCAACUCGGCCAUGACGGCCAAGCUGACGUCCGCCAGGAACAACGCCAAGGCCAAGAUCCACAUGCUCCUCAGCCAGAUGGCUCAGAAUCGCGUGCCGGUCCAGACUAUGAUGAAUGAGAUCAGCAUCCGCAGCAACGGCGCCGCAAAGAGCCUGAGGACGAUCAUCGCCCAGGGAACUAGGGUCCUGAAGCUGGCCGAGAUGUGCCGCCAUUUGGAGAGCCAGCAAAACGAACUGGUGGAUGCUAAAGAACUCGCUAAAGAGUCCAAAACGGAGGCGGUGGAGCCGUCGGACAUGUUAGAGUUCCCCGAACUGAAGAAGCGCUACAACAGUGCACAACUCCACCAGGAGUCUUUGAUGCAGCACAAUAGGAAACUGAAAGAGGUUAACCAGCAGCUGCAUCUCCUCACCUAUCAAUUCAUGGACGCCAAGACCAUGAACCCUGACACCCACAACGGACCUUACAACCCCCUGCUGGUGAAACACGCCCCCGUUAUGAAAAAUGGCACCAAUAAGCACCUGCACUGUGUCAUCGAAGGCGUGCACGCCAUCCGGACACUAACUAUUAACAAAUGA
Molecule: messenger RNA, 1345 nt
Organism: Entelurus aequoreus (snake pipefish)
Lineage: Eukaryota; Metazoa; Chordata; Actinopteri; Syngnathiformes; Syngnathidae
Product: dynein regulatory complex subunit 2-like
Exons: 1
Coding region: 2-1345 (447 amino acids)
Source: RefSeq, a predicted model, not a curated record